This is a messenger RNA of Cebus imitator (Panamanian white-faced capuchin), 1458 nucleotides long. RefSeq names its product chromosome unknown C18orf21 homolog (gene RMP24). The transcript is spliced from 5 exons. Lineage: Eukaryota; Metazoa; Chordata; Mammalia; Primates; Cebidae. The record is from RefSeq and is a predicted model, not a curated record. Bases 276 to 929 code for a protein of 217 amino acids.
UCCCCGCGCCGGGCGAAUCUGGAGGGCCACGCUGUGGCGGAGCAACCACCACAGGGCUGCCAGAGAGAAGGCGAGCCGGGAGGAAGAGGAGAGGCGGGCAGCACCCUCACGCCUCCACGCCAGACUGGACCGGAAGGAAACCGGAACCUCUCUGCCUAGCGUGCCUCUUUCCGGAAGCUGCUUGAGUCGGGACGCCAACGUCGGCGACGCUGGAAGCAGACUUCCGGCGCUCUAUUUUCUCAUCGGGUAAGUGCGGCAAGGAAGCGGCGGUGGCGAUGAGACAGAAACACUACCUUGAGGCUGCGGCGCGGGGACUGCACGACAGCUGUCCGGGCCAAGCCCGCUAUCUCCUCUGGGCCUACACUUCGUCGCACGAUGAUAAGAGCACUUUUGAAGAAACGUGUCCAUACUGUUUCCAGUUGUUGGUUCUGGAUAACUCUCGAGUGCGUCUCAAACCCAAAGCCAAGAUGACAUCCAAAAUACAGAAACUUCUUAAUCGAGAGGCAAGAAACUAUACACUCAGUUUUAAAGAAGCAAAAAUUGUCAAAAAGUUCAAAGACUCUAAAAGUGUAUUGUUGAUCACUUGUAAAACAUGCAACAGGACAGUGAAACAUCAUGGUCAAAGCAGAAGCUUUCUUUCAACAUUGAAGAGCAAUCCUACCACUCCUACAAGUAAACUUACCCUGAAAACACCAGAGAGAAGGACUGCAGACCCAAAUCAUGAGAAGUCUGGCUCCAAAGGCAAGAGUCCAGCAUUGAUUUUCAGAACACCUACAUCUGGACAGUCAGUAUCUACUUCCUCAAAGAAUAUGAGUAAAACAAAGAAACAUUUCUCUCAACUAAAAGUGUUACUUAGUCAGAAUGAAUCCCAAAAGAAUCCAAAGGUGGACUUCAGAAAUUUCUUAUCUUCUCUGAAGGGUGGACCUUGAAAAUAAGACAUGCCUGAUGUCAAUUCUGAAACGAUAGUAAAACAACUUUUUAAACUUUUAUUUUUUGAAUACAUGGAAACUAGAUCUGAAUGCAAACUUUUCUUGGCAUCCUUUGGGAAAAUACCUCAUUAGUAUGAAUACCUGAAACCUGCCUACCUCAUAGGAUGGUUGUGAAGAUCAAAAAAUAUAUGAAAGUUCUUUGUAGAUAUGUAUGUGUAGAUAUAUAUGUGUAUGUAUGUAAAGCUGUAUAUGUACAUUGAGUAGUGGCAUUACUAUUGUUUCUUCCUUUAGUUAGCAGUUUUUAUGUAUGUUAUUUUCUUUCAAAAGGGAAUUGAGAUCUUUAUGAGAGGAUCUAUUCACUCAUGAGGUUUCUUCCAUGUGUCUAUGGCAUUAUUGAUAAUUCAGGGAAAGGAUUAAGUGGGUCCUUAUUUUCUCACAAUUAUCUGCAUAACUGUCUUAGUAAAACCUGAACCUUAUUCCCAUUUUGAAUGCAAAAGUAAAUAUCUGGAACAUUCCUGAUUAUAGAUCA